Molecule: messenger RNA, 2962 nt
Organism: Closterium sp. NIES-67
Lineage: Eukaryota; Viridiplantae; Streptophyta; Zygnematophyceae; Desmidiales; Closteriaceae
Source: the annotation of a GenBank genome assembly
CCAUGGUCGCUGUCCCAAGAGAGGUUGUUGGGCCACCUGGCUGGCCAUAAGUGUGUUAGGGGCUCCGAAAGCGACAGCCAUCAGUGUAGGUCUGAGCCCCUGCUGUCGUUAGAGUUCUCUCUACUGCUUAGAACCACCCCACGGACCGUUCGGUAACCGGCACGCCCGGUUUUCUUUCUUUAGAGGGUCCGAGAGCCAUCGGGAGUUACGCUAUCAUCGUUAUUACCGUUUGCAUCGUGGGAAAUCUUAGACGGUCUUAUUCUUUUAGGGAAUGUGACAAUAGGCGUUGUGACUCAAAGCCUUGUGACAGCAUGGACUCACCAGGUUCUAUGAAACGGUCUAGGCUAUUACAGAGGCAUCUCCUGCCGUUUCUGUUGCUCUUCCUUCUGCUCACCUUAUCGCAAUGUCGAGGCGACGCAUUACCGGGUACGUGCGCCGUCGCCGGGGAAUGCGAGUCGGGAGGCGAUGCGGAGGCAGCAGCGAUGGCAGGAAAGGACCGUGUGAAGAUCGACGAGGAAUCUGCUCAAGACGCGAAGAGCCGGGUGGAUCCGUACGCGCUGCUGAAGGACGGACACGCCAAGCUCAAGGCGAAGAACUUCGAGGAAGCGAUUACCGCGUACAAUCAGCUGGACGCCGUUCUGUCCAGCAUCUACGGCACCAUGCUGCAUGGCCGGGGCGUCGCCCACUCCAUGCUGCAGCAGCACCUGCAAGCGGCUGCCGACUUCAAACAGGCAGUGGCGAAGCAGCCCAGCAAGCCCGAGUACUGGAUGGAGCUGGGGCAGGAGUACACCAUUCUCAACGACUAUGAAAAUGCCCACAACGCCUUUACCAAAGCAGUGGAGCUCGACCCUCACAACGACAAGGCCAGGCGAUUCCGAGGCAUGAGUGCGUUUGAGAUCGAGCACUAUGCAGCAGCCCUGGGCGACCUCAUCCCUGCCUUGACCCAAGACCCGUCCAACCCCGAGCUGCUCACGCAAGUGGCCGCCUCCCUCCUGCGCCUCAACCACUACCGCGAGUCGCAGCCGUACUGGGAGGAGGGCGUGCAGGCGCACCCCGAUGACGGGAACCUGUGGCUGCAGAAGGGGAUUACACAUCGGAUCUUGGGCGAGGGGCAGAAGGCGGUUGACUCGCUGCUCAUGGGCCUCACUGUCGAAGAGAACAUUGAGAUCUACCACAACCUGGCCGCCACGAGGCGAUACCAAGGGGAUCACUGGGGCGCCAUUGAGUGGUGCGACAAGGGCCUGGCGUUCCGCCCGGAGGACAGCGAGCUGCUGUACGUGCGCGCCUCCAUGCACCACGCGCUGGGCGACCACGCCACCGCUCUGGCAGGCUACGACCAUCUCAUGGCAAUGGGCGCAGGCCGGCAGAUGACGUUCAACCAAGCCCUCGCCUUCUACCAGAGGGAGGUGCUGCUGUACACGGUGGCCAGGCUGGACCUGCCUUUCUCCGCCUUCCAAAUGGACGAAGACAUGGAUGUGGACUUCAAGGUGGCAUGGCUGAACAGGAGGGUGCCUCCCUCCCUGCCCAAAUAUCACAACCUGUCUGUGCCUGAUCACCAAUUGGAGGGUGCUACAUGGCAGUUGCUGCCGCAGCUGUCAGAAGGUGCCUUGGCUGUGAUCGCUGCGGCUGAUGAGAUUGGCUGGCGGGCUCACUACGAGACGGAUGGUGUGAUGCCAAACAAGCAGCAGCUGCGCAUGGCAGGGCUGGCCGCCCUGGACGUGAUGCAGCGGGUGCGGGGCACGUGGGAGGCCAUCGCUGACGAGCAGCGCCUGCCGAGCAUAGUGGACGAUGACGAGGACGGGGAGGGGGAGGAGGAGAGGCAGAGAGGAGCGGACGAGAGCGACGACGAGGAGGGGUCGGAUGGGCUGACCUCGCCCCCUCGGAUGCCCUUGAGGCGCAUGACAGGCAGUGGGAAUGCGACCCUGCAGCUGGUGGGCAGCUGGCGGCAGCUAUUCCAAGUCAUGGUCCCGUGGCGCCAGCUGUCCGACCCCACGGAGCCCCCCCUCUGGAAGGCCAUGUUCGAGAACCAGCGCUUCCAGGGCAACUUCCAGUCGAACACUCCGAUCCACACGUGGAAGCAGUUCAGCGCCAAGUACAAGGCUAUCUAUGGCAGGGCGGUGGAGGUGACGCGGCAGGGGCUGCUGGAGGGGCAAGAGGCGCUGGAUAUGGAUGGCAACGCCUUCCCUGUUCCACGCGACACCUAUGGCGCUAAGAUCGAGGCAGCGGAGGGCCAUGUGGGGCUGUACAAUGCCGUCGGUCGGGACUUCUACCUGCGCCUGCCGUGCCACAGCAUGGCGCUCCCAGGGACUGUUCUGCGAGGCACGGAGUUCAAGCUGCAUAAGAAGCCGCUGGCGAUUCACUUUGAGACGUACACCAAGAACGACGAGACGCAGUGGCGCCAUCUGGACGACGAGCUCACAGCGGCCUGGGAGAGUCUGUCAGCAGCAGUGUUGGACCUCCCCAUGCGGGCCACGGACAGCAGCCGCUACCAGCAGCGGGUCCGCGAGGGCAUUCUGCGCAUCAGCUACUACUGGUUCCAGCUGAUGCCGCUGUCGCGCGGCUCUGCCAUGGUGGGGCUAAUCUCCAUCCUCGGCCUCUCCAUGGCUGCUGACAUGGAAACCACAACGCGCAUUCCGAAGGAUGUCCUGGUUGACUGGGAAGGGCUGUUUGCCACUCGCUUCCAAGACUUCUACGAUGCCGUGGCUCCUUGGCUCUUCUCAUCCGUUCGACGGUCGCCCUGGCAUCUCCCUGUAGUGCGUGAGGUGCUCCCCACCACACGCCAUGUACUGGCUGCUCUGAGUUACACAUGACUUUGGUGUAUCCUGCUGUUAAGUUAUUACUAUAUGAUAACGAACUUGAAUGUACCGUAGGUGGUAGGUAUCUCUAUUUGUCCUAUCAUCGGAACAGCUGAUUAGUGUGUGAAUACAAAUGCGUAGUUAUUUCAAAACUUUUUGCGGAUACA